AACACUCACGUCGUGUUGCAUUGCAGCUCGAAUUUUCUCAUUUUCGGCUGCGGCUUAUAUUCGAAAUCUCGCGGUAUGCUUGGCGGUCACGCGGCUGCGUACGUCACACUGGUGUGACGGGGAAGGAGCCAGCGAACGAAAAUGGCGGACGUAGUGCGGUCUGUUACGUAGCGAGGUACGGCGGCUGCUGCUGACUUUGAGGUUGAUCCUCCCUUGAUCUACCUAUCUCGCGAUAUUUCCGGUGUUUUUUGAGCGAGCUAGAAGCGCUUGUUAAUAGCUGAUUUUGUGGUUUUAUGCGGGCAAAGUAUUCGUCCUCGUUUUUGCUACCACCCAUGAUGGCAUCCGUAGGCAAUCGCCAUCUUGUGCUCCGACGGGUGUCUUGCGUGUGGAACUUGUGUGGCCACUGAACUUUCGUUCACGUGUGAUUUCCUACGAUCACUACAACGUUUGUGACCGACUUUUUGUGAAAAUACCCUGGGACUUGUGCUUUGGUUCAUGCAACGUUCCAAUUUGGACCGCUGACUGCUAGGACUUUUUCCGAACGUGUGCCGAUCCGUCGUGUUCUUAUCCCAGGGAUGGAGGCUUCCGACGGCGAAAGCAACAGCUCAAACAAUAGCUCGGACAGCGAUUCUGACGCUGGCUCCAGUGCUGGAAGUCCCCAGUGGCCAUCACCCAAUGGAACUGACAAGGGUGGUGCAAACACGAACCAGACUGCUGAUACUAGCAGAGAAGAUGAAGAGGAUGGAGAGCAAGGGUCUGGAUCUGCUGCCUCUAGCUCCGAAGAAGGCAGUGACAAUGAAAACUCCGACGAUGAAGAUGGAGACCAGAGCGACCAAAGCAACUCACACGUGAGCAGAAGUAGUUCACGGAAUGAACAGCAGAAGAGAGGACGGAGCUCUCGGGAGCUUAAACAGGUGUGGGAAGAGAACCCUGACAUGUACGGUGUGCGGCGGUCGCACCGAAGCCGCAAGGAGCCAGCACGUUACACAAUUGAUGAGUCUGAAGGUAGCGACACGAGAAAGGCACCACGAAGCAGUGGUGGUUCUCAUGCUCGAAGAAAGAAUGCUGCUGAUUGGCGUUCAAGCGAAAACAGCGAGAGCGAGGACAGUGAGAGCAAUGAGAAGGUGGCGCCAGCUGCAAAAAGAAGCGGACAACGAAGCUCCGGAAGCAAGCCUCAGCCCAGGAAGCCGGCGCCUUCAAGGAGGAGGAGGGUAUCUGACAGCUCAGCAGAAGAAGACUCUUCAGAAGAGAGCGAUGACGACGACCCCAAGAGGCAGGCAACACGACGGCCAAGCAAGAAAGUGAGCUACAAGGAACAGAGCGCAGAUGAGACUGGCUCUGACGACCUCGUUGAAGUGGAGUACGACGAGCAGGCAUCCGCGGCGCAGGACGUCAGCAGUGAGGCGGUGGAGAGAAUCAUCGACCAUCGCUUGGGCAAGAAAGGAGCAACCGGAGCUUGCACGACAGUGUACACAGUGGAAGAGUUUGGGGACCCCAAUGCGGGUGCAGAUAGCGAGGACGUGGAGAAGGAGACACAGUACCUGAUCAAGUGGAAGGGCUGGUCGCACCUGCACAACACCUGGGAGACCUUGCAGACCCUGCAGGACCAGAAGGUGAAAGGGAUCAAGAAGCUUGAAAACUACAUGAAGCGGGAAGACGAAGUUCGGCAGUGGAAGGACCAUGCCUCUCCCGAAGACAUUGAAUACUUUGAGUGCCAACAAGAGCUGUCUGAAGAGCUUCAGGGGAAGCACAUGCAAGUGGAAAGGAUUAUUUCUCAUGCCCCCUCCAAGAGUGGAGAUGCAGAACAGAUGGACUACUUCUGCAAGUGGGAUGGACUUCCGUACUCCGAGUGUACGUGGGAAGACGGAAACCUGAUCAAGAAAAAAUUCCAGCACAUGAUUGAUGAGUACCACGCACGGCAAAAGUCGCAGAGAAUACCCAGCAAAGUGUGCAAGGUACUGAAAGUUCGUCCGAAGUUCCAGCAGCUGAAGACGCAGCCGUCAUACGUGGGCGGCGAUCAGAGCUUCGAACUUCGAGACUAUCAGCUUGAGGGCCUCAACUGGUUGGCCAAUUCAUGGUGCAAGGAGAAUGGAGUCAUUCUGGCUGAUGAAAUGGGCUUGGGAAAGACCAUCCAAACAAUCAGUUUCCUCAGCUAUCUGUUUCAUCAUCAUUCUCUGUAUGGACCUUUUCUGUUGGUUGUGCCUCUGUCUACGAUGGCAUCCUGGCAGAAAGAGUUUGCACAGUGGGCCCCGGAGAUAAACGUGGUCGUUUACUUGGGGGACGUCAGCUCCCGCACUGUGAUUCGGGAACACGAGUGGUGCCACCCCGGGAACAAGAGGUUAAAGUUCAACGCGCUCCUUACGACAUACGAAAUCUUGCUGAAGGACAAGGCCUUCCUUGGCAAUGUCGGUUGGGCAGUGCUUGGCGUGGACGAAGCGCACAGGCUGAAGAACGACGACUCUCUGCUCUACAAGUCUCUGUUUGAAUUUGACACCAACCAUCGGCUACUCAUUACCGGUACUCCCCUGCAGAACUCGUUGAAGGAACUCUGGGCUUUGCUUCACUUCAUCAUGCCACAGAGGUUUAACUCAUGGCCUGAAUUUGAAGCUGAGCACAAAGAAACAGCGGACAAAGGCUACACCAAGUUGCAUCGGCAGCUGGAGCCUUUCCUCUUGCGAAGAGUAAAGAAAGAUGUGGAGAAGUCCCUGCCUGCCAAAGUGGAGCGCAUUUUACGAGUGGAAAUGACUACAGUUCAGAAGCAGUACUACAGAUGGAUCCUGACAAAGAACUACAAGGCUUUGAGCAAGGGCGUGAAGGGAUCACAGUCUGGCUUCAUCAAUAUUAUGAUGGAGCUGAAGAAAUGCUGCAAUCAUGCCGCCCUCAUUCGGCACCCUGACGCAAACCCAAAUAUAGACCCCCUGCAGCAAGUGAUCAGGGGUAGCGGAAAGCUUGUGCUCCUAGACAAGCUGCUCUGCAGACUGAAGGAGACGGGUCACCGAGUGCUCAUCUUUUCCCAAAUGGUCCGAAUGUUGGACAUUAUCUCGGACUACCUGCAGUUGAGGCGCUUCCCGUUUCAACGUCUUGAUGGCUCCAUCAAAGGGGAGCUGCGUAGGCAAGCCCUUGAGCACUUCAAUGCAGAUGCAUCACAGGAUUUCUGCUUUCUGUUAUCAACACGUGCUGGAGGUCUCGGCAUCAACCUGGCCACAGCGGACACUGUUGUCAUCUUCGACAGUGACUGGAACCCUCAGAAUGACCUCCAAGCUCAGGCCAGAGCCCAUCGUAUUGGCCAGAAAAAUCAAGUGAACAUCUACCGAUUGGUGACUAAGAACAGCGUAGAGGAGGACAUCAUAGAAAGGGCGAAGCGCAAAAUGGUGCUGGACCACUUGGUGAUACAGAGGAUGGACACCACAGGCAGGACGGUACUCUCAAAGAGCAGUGCGCCUUCGAGUAAUACAACUCCUUUCAACAAAGAGGAGCUGGCAGCCAUAUUGAAGUUUGGUGCUGAAGAGCUCUUCAAAGAGACUGACGAAGGUGACGAGGAGCCUCAGGUUGACAUUGAUGAGAUUCUUCAACGAGCAGAGACUCGAGAGGAGGCCCCGAGUACAGUGGGAGAUGAACUGCUUGGGUCAUUCAAGGUGGCCAGCUUCAACUUCAAUGAGGAAGAAGAAGACACAAUGAAAGCGGAGGCUGAAGAAUUGUCGCCUGCCGAAGGCAAGGAUUGGGACGAAAUCAUUCCAGCGGAAGAGCGAAAGAAGGUUGAGGAUGAAGAGAGACUAAAGGAAGAGAUGGAAUUGUACCUGCCACCACGCAGUCGUAAAUCUGUUCACCAGACCGCUGCAUCCGACAGCGAAGACGGAGGUGGUCGUCGCCGUCGCGGAGCCGGCUCUGGUAAUAACUCUGAGGAUGACGGCCGUCCGCGGAAGAGGGGCAGGCCCAGGCUCAUCCCUCGUGACACAGUUAAGGGAUUCACGGACGCAGAAAUCCGGCGGUUCGUCAAGAGUUACCGCAAGUUUCCUGCGCCAUCUAAGAGGCUAGAUGCAGUUGCCCUAGACGCAGAACUUCAAGAGAAGCCCCUGGCUGACUUGAAGCGCCUGGCACAGAUGCUGCACAGCGGUUGCGAGCAGGCCAUGCAGGAAAGCCAGGGUGGCGGAAACAACAGUGCUGAUGGGACGCCCACGCCUCGCAAGAGGCACCAGCGGACCACUUUCAAGCUCUCCGGGGUGUCUGUAAAUGCCAAGUCCGUGCUAGCGAGCUAUCAGGAGCUGAGCAUCUUGGAAAAUGUGUUACCAGCUGGGGCCGAGGAGAGAAAACACUGGGUGAUGGACGUGCCCACGCGUGAUCCACACUUUGAUACCAUAUGGACGGUGGCGGAAGACUCGGCCCUCCUCAGGGGCAUCUACGAACAUGGAAUGGGCAGUUGGGAGGCAAUGAAGAUGGACAGCUCCCUCGGCCUGGGAGACAAGAUUCUUCCCGACGCAAGUGAGGCAAAACCUCAGGGAAAGCAUCUGCAGAGCAGGGCUGACUACUUGCUCAAGCUGCUGCGCAAGGUCCAUGCAAGACAGAAUGCUCUGAAAGAUGGAAAGGAUAAGCCCAAGAGGCCACGAAAGUCUCGUGCAGACAAGAUGCACCUGAGCAAAGCGAUCGUAGAAAACGAUGACAGCAACGACAGUGACACAGCCACCUCUGCUAAGGCGCGGAAGCCAAAAAUCAAGACUGAGGAUGGCGUGCCAACGCCGACGGCCGCAGUGGAUGGCGCAGUAGCUCCUGGUGCGGUUAAGUCCGAGGAGGCUGAUGGCACUGUCAAGGCUAAGAGAAAGAAGAGGGAACCGAAGGAUGACAAAGAAAAGAAGAAGGCAAGAAAGAAACACGACGGCACAGCAGAGGGCGUUGGGAAAGUAAAGACGAAGAAGGACAUGCCCAUCAUGCACUAUACGGCAAAUGCUGCACCACAGGUCAUUGAAAGCACAGAAAUAUUUGAUCCUCAGCUUUUCAACGAGUGUAAAGAAAAGAUGCGACCGGUGAAGCGUGCCUUGAAACAGCUGGACACUCCCGAUGCCUCGCUUACGGACGAGGAGCAAGUGCAGCACACGCGGAAUUGCCUGCUCAAAAUCGGCGAGCACAUCAACGAAUGUGUCAGCGAGUACACCGACACAGAAAAGGCGAAGCAGUGGCGCUCGAACCUGUGGUCUUUUGUGUCAAAAUUUACCGAAUUAGACGCCAAGGCCUUGUUUAGGCUGUACAGACACGCGCAGAAGAAGAGCGACACCGGGGAAAAGACCGACAAGAACAAGGACCACGAACACAAAUCCUACCGUUCCCACGACGAGACAAGUCGAGACUCUACGAAGCACGAGAAACCGUCAAGUGGAGUGAAGCGUCACGGAGGGUCCGAAGAUCAGGCGAGACCGCACAAGAGACCGCACGAGGACAAACCUAGGGACAAGCGGCCAGAUGGGAAUAGGGAUAGUGGUGGCCACCAGAGGGUUGGAAGCAGCGGAUCUUACUGGGACAGAGGCAUCAAGAGCCCCGGUCAUAUGAAGAGCUCCUCUUCCUCCAACAGCUACAGUGCCCCACCUCAUCGGACAGGCCAGAAUGCUGACCACUGGAGCCAUAAGGGUCCAUCCAGUUGGGAGUACAAGGACAGGUACAACAGUGAGUACACGAAGCAAGACCAUUAUCGGCACUACGGGAGCGGCGGAAGCCGAGGGGACGACUACAAGAGGGACAAGGACCCUCGGUCCCGCCAGGACAGGAGAUACCAUGGUGGAGGGAGCAGCUACCCCUACCAGGGAAUGGCCGGAGGCUACGGCGUGGGACCACCAGGCGGCUACGGCACUUCACACCCUCCUCCUCCUCCUUCGAUACCUCCUCCCCAAGUCUCUCCAGUUCCGCCGGGCGGUGACUCGCACAGUCCGUUCCAAGGGCACACAGACUCUUGGCGAAGGAAAGAGCAUCAAAGCAGCUACAACAGGCGGCCGUACGACAGGCCCCCCACGGACGCAGCUUCGAAGCAUACUUGAGGACAGUGCGAAGUUGUUUUUUGUAAUGAGAGAUACUGGGAGCCCGCAAAAGUUUGUUUGCUCAUAAGGUCUACUUAGUGAGCCCUUCCAUGGGAUGCUAACCCUUCCGUGAAGGAGUGACUGUGCCUGCGGUGCCACGGAACUCUCAACGCUUGUGCCGGGUCUGUGUCCUAAAACUGUGUAUAGCUUGGUGGCAAAGUAGCGACUGCCUGAUAUCAUGGACCAUGGGAAGGCAGCAGUGAUUCUGACGGUGACAAAAAAGAACAGGUGUUUGAGACAGAAUGGUUUUUGAAAAUCAUGAACUGUAUUUUUUGAGCAGGACCAAACGACCGGCUCUGCCAAGCAAGUUGGCUGUGAUUCCUUUUUUGGGGGACUCGUUCUGGAAAUUAUGGGUCGAAACUGAGCAUCAGUCUCUUUGUUUGGUGCAUGUAGGAAAUGUGUACAGAAAAUUGUUUAUUUAGAGUUUUGAGAAAGAUAUAAAUAUACAUAUAUAUAUGUACAACGUAGUGAUGUUUGUGACGUUUUGUACCUCGGUUCUGAGGGAAGCAACUGCAAUGGACUUUUUUCACAUACACGUAUCGUACCCAAGCGUCUCUCCAGCUAACCACGCUCGGAGCAUGUCAGAACAAAUUCAUGUGGGUAGCACAAAGGGCGAAAACCGGUCCGGACUGGGACCGACGAGCUCGCGCCGUUAGUGCAAUAUCUGCACUGGUCCUCACUACUGUCUUUCCCAUACUGCGCCAUCUAGUGAAGACAAAUAACCCUCUCCGGUGCCCCAAGAUUAUGCACAUAGGUCGUUGUGAUAAAGGUUCAUUAACUGUGAUAAGCUGACAACAAAUUAAACCUUAUAGCUAGCAAGCCGAUAUUUCAAAUCUCUUUGUAGAGUUAAUUUAUGCUUUUUUGCAAAUUGACACUAAUGCGAAAACACAGCCAGCAAAUGCACAGUGCUGGACAAAAGUUCACGGAGCACGCUCCGACGCAGUCCUUCCUCAGAAUGACAUGCUAGCAGCGAAUGGUAUCAAAAGCGGUAUGGUAUUAAAAAUGGUAUUGAAAGAUCGAAAAUAGGACAACAUGAACAGCAGCUUCUCAUUUGAAGAUUUGGUAACCUUUGCCUACCUGAUAUUGUUGCAGAACCAAAAGUGGACAUUCCACGUGCCUUCUGUUCUUUUCGAACGUGUCUGCUAUAUUGUUGACAAGAUUUGGAUUAUCCAUGCUGAAUUAUCAACCACUUCUGUUGCGACCGAGAACAUUGCACAAACUGUGGGCAGGGAUCAAGCUAAACUGGUGGCUGGUGUCAGAAUUAGAUGAGUGUUUGAUCACCUGCUUGGCCUGAGCCUGGAUGGAGCCCUCAUAAGUUUUGUGCAUUGUUAUAUGUGGGACAUCAUUAAUGAGACUGACUGGGAGCUGCUGACUGAUUUUGAUUUUGAGCUACGUGCUGGUGCCAAAUGUGAAAUUUCAUACGGGAGGGCAUUGCAGUUCUUGAGAUAAAUGAGAACAAUGAACAUCAUGUACGCGUCCAGUUUCAGCUUUAUUGAGCUGUAAACAUGAGCUACCGCACUUGGCAGACGUCAGAAAGGUGCGUGACCGAGAAAAAGGUGACUGAGGGACUGUUUGUGAUUCAGUAAAAAUCAAGUUUUCUUUUC
Ornithodoros turicata is the source of this 7663-nucleotide messenger RNA. It is a transcript of the gene Chd1, whose product is annotated as chromodomain-helicase-DNA-binding protein 1-like. Gene Ontology annotation, molecular function: histone binding; ATP-dependent chromatin remodeler activity; DNA binding. The record is from RefSeq and is a predicted model, not a curated record. Gene Ontology annotation, cellular component: nucleus; chromatin. The transcript is spliced from 31 exons. Bases 576 to 6020 code for a protein of 1814 amino acids. NCBI's taxonomy places the organism in Eukaryota, Metazoa, Arthropoda, Arachnida, Ixodida, Argasidae. Gene Ontology annotation, biological process: nucleosome organization; regulation of transcription by RNA polymerase II.